This is a messenger RNA of Sus scrofa (pig), 4498 nucleotides long. RefSeq names its product RAB3 GTPase activating protein catalytic subunit 1 (gene RAB3GAP1). Lineage: Eukaryota; Metazoa; Chordata; Mammalia; Artiodactyla; Suidae. The record is from RefSeq and is a predicted model, not a curated record. Gene Ontology annotation, molecular function: GTPase activator activity. Gene Ontology annotation, biological process: positive regulation of GTPase activity.
CCUGUUCUCCCCACCCCCGUCCUCCAGCUCUUCUUCCCGGCAUCCCUAGCGCCCGCCUUGGCGCUCCUCAAGAUGGCGGCCGACAGUGAGCCCGAGUCCGAGGUGUUUGAGAUCACGGACUUCACCACUGCCUCAGAAUGGGAAAGGUUUAUUUCCAAAGUUGAAGAAGUCUUGAACGACUGGAAACUGAUUGGAAACUCUUUGGGAAAGCCACUUGAAAAGGGUAUAUUUACCUCUGGCACGUGGGAAGAGAAAUCAGAUGAAAUUUCCUUUGCUGACUUCAAGUUCUCAGUCACUCAUCAUUUUGUACAAGAAUCCACUGAUAAAGAAGGAAAGGAUGAAGUAUUAGAAGAUGUUAUUCCACAAUCUAUGCAAGAUUUGCUGUGUAUGAAUAAUGACUUUCCUCCAAGAGCACAUUGCCUGGUAAGAUGGUAUGGACUUCGAGAGUUCGUGGUGAUUGCCCCUGCUGCAAACAAUGAUGCUGUUCUCAGUGAAUCUAAGUGCAAUCUUCUUCUGAGUUCUGUGUCUAUUGCUUUGGGUAACACUGGCUGCCAGGUGCCACUCUUUGUGCAAAUUCAUCAUAAAUGGCGAAGAAUGUAUGUGGGGGAAUGUCAGGGUCCUGGUGUCCGAACUGAUUUUGAAAUGGUUCACCUUCGAAAAGUGCCAAAUCAGUACACUCAUUUAUCAGGUCUGCUGGAUAUCUUCAAAUCAAAGAUUGGCUGUCCUUUAACUCCAUUGCCUCCAGUUAGUAUUGCUAUAAGGUUUACCUAUGUACUUCAGGAUUGGCAGCAGUAUUUUUGGCCUCAGCAACCUCCAGAUAUAGAUGCCCUUGUAGGAGGAGAAGUUGGAGGCCUGGAGUUUGGCAAGUUACCGUUUGGUGCCUGUGAAGAUCCUAUUAGUGAACUCCAUUUAGCAACUACAUGGCCUCACUUGACUGAAGGUAUCAUUGUGGACAAUGAUGUUUAUUCUGAUUUGGAUCCUCUUCAGGCUCCCCAUUGGUCUGUUAGAGUUCGAAAAGCUGAUAAUCCUCAGUGUUUGCUAGGUGAUUUUGUCACUGAAUUUUUUAAAAUUUGCCGUCGAAAGGAGUCAACUGAUGAGAUUCUUGGACGAUCCACAUUUGAGGAAGAAGGGAGAGAAAUUGCUGAUAUAUCUCAUGCUUUGUCAAAGUUGACAGAGCCUGCACCGGUUCCAAUUCAUAAAUUAUCAGUUUCAAACAUGGUACACACUGCGAAGAAGAAAAUACGAAAACACAGAGGUGUAGAAGAAUCACCACUAAAUAAUGAUGUUCUCAAUACCAUUCUCUUGUUUUUAUUCCCUGAUGCUACUUCUGAGAAACCACUAGAUGGGACUUCUUCAACAGAUAACAAUAAUCCUUCAUCAGAAAGUGAAGAAUAUAAUCUCUACAAUCAGUUCAAAUCUGCACCAUCUGAUAGUUUAACGUACAAAUUGGCGUUAUGUCUUUGUAUGAUCAAUUUCUACCACGGAGGACUAAAAGGAGUGGCACAUCUCUGGCAGGAAUUUGUUCUUGAAAUGCGUUUCAGAUGGGAAAACAACUUUCUGAUUCCAGGAUUAGCAAGUGGACCCCCAGAUCUAAGAUGUUGCUUACUUCAUCAGAAAUUACAGAUGUUAAAUUGUUGUAUUGAAAGAAAGAAGGCACGUGAUGAGGGGAGAAAGACAAGUCCUUCAGAUAACGUGACUAACACAUAUUCAGGGGAUGCUGGAAAAGCCGGAGACCAGCUGGGCCCAGACAAUCUUAAAGAUAUGGAUAAGGAAAAGGGAGAAGUGGGAAAAUCAUGGGAUUCUUGGAGUGACAGUGAAGAAGAAUUUUUUGAAUGCCUAAGUGAUACUGAAGAACUUAAGGGAAAUGGACAAGAGGGUGGCAAGAAAGGAGGACCUAAGGAGAUGGCAAGUUUAAAGCCAGAAGGACGACUCUAUCAGCAUGGGAAACUUAGACUGCUACAUAAUGGAGAACCUCUCUACAUUCCAGUGACCCAGGAACCAGCACCUAUGACAGAAGAUUUGCUAGAAGAGCAGUCGGAGGUUCUGGCUAAAUUAGGUACAUCGGCAGAAGGGGCUCACCUCCGAGCACGCAUGCAGAGUGCCUGUCUGCUCUCAGAUAUGGAGUCUUUUAAGGCCGCUAAUCCAGGUUGUUUUCUGGAAGAUUUUGUGAGGUGGUACUCACCUCGUGAUUAUAUUGAAGAGGAAGUGAUUGAUGAAAAGGGCAAUAUGGUUCUGAAAGGAGAACUAAGUGCCCGAAUGAAGAUUCCAAGUAAUAUGUGGGUAGAAGCCUGGGAAACAGCUAAGCCAAUUCCUGCUAGAAGGCAGAGGAGACUCUUUGAUGAUACACGGGAAGCAGAAAAGGUGCUGCACUAUCUGGCAGUACAGAAACCUGCAGACCUUGCUCGGCACCUGUUACCUUGUGUAAUUCAUGCAGCCGUACUCAAAGUAAAGGAAGAAGAAAGUCUGGAAAAUAUUUCUUCAGUUAAGAAGAUUAUAAAGCAGAUAAUAUCCCAUUCCAGUAAAGUUUUGCACUUCUCUAAUCCAGAAGACAAAAAAUUAGAAGAAAUCAUCCAUCAAAUUACUAAUGUAGAAGCUGUAAUUGCUAGCCGCUCACUGAAAGCCAAAUUUGGAACUGAGAAAUGUGAACAGGAGGAAGAGAAAGACGAUCUUGAAAGGUUUGUGAGUUGCCUUUUGGAGCAACCUGAGGUGUUAGUCGCUGGUGCAGGAAGAGGACACGCUGGCAGAAUCAUUCACAAGCUGUUUGUGAAUGCACAGAGGCUGACUGAAUCUUCUGAUGAGGCUGCAGCCAUGGCUCCACCGGAGGAGGAAUUGAAGAGAAUGGGCUCCCCGGAAGAGAGGAGGCAGAACUUGGCAUCAGACUUCCCACCCCCUGCCGGCCGGGAGCUCAUUUUGCGCACGACCGUGCCCCGCCCUGCCCCCUAUUCCCGAGCUUUGCCUCAGCGCAUGUACAGUGUUCUCACCAAGGAGGAUUUCAGACUUGCAGGUGCCUUUUCAUCAGAUACCUCGUUCUUCUAAUUCUCCUAGAGUCACGUCAUUUGUGGUUUCAGAGACAGUGCUGACCCCUUCUGUGUGAAGCAGGUUGUGCCAGUCAGAACUAGGAGGCCAUGAAGCGGACCUGCCCAGUUCAGUGAUCAAGAAUCAUACCAGCAUCCGAGAGACUUUCCAGUGGGCUCUGUUGUGUCUUGGUGGGGGCAGAGGAAAUGGGCCUCAGCUCUUGAAUGGCUUCUUCCCCCAGGAGAUGGCCCUUGUUUCGGGGGAGGGGAAGACUGAAACAGCAGCAGUUCUCAAUACUCCAGUGGGACUGUGUUCAUUCGUCUUUUCUGUGACUAUCCCUUAGGCUCUUGGCUGGCAUUCAUAGUCCCUGUAAACACUUAUUAUAUUUAUUAGUAUCAAAUAUGCAAAGUAGAGUACCUGUUAACUCAGAUUUCUGGAUAUUUUGGUGGUAGCUUCUAUUCCCAGAAUCUGUGUUUUUAAAAUGCUAAAUGAUGUUCUGUUGAUCCCGUCACCUGGUGGCCGUCUUUAUUGUACUAUUCAACUUUUGAUGAGCACUUUGGAUAUUCUAGGAGAAAGCCUGGAAUUUCACAUAGUCUGUAUGUUUUUCCAUGUCACUGUGACCUAAAUGUAUUCUUUCUGAUAAAACCUAUAUAUUAAAUGUCACUGCAGAUUAGUUUAACAUCUCUUGUAAGAUUUGUUUCUCUGCCUUGUGUUGUCCCAGCUGCCUUGUGAGAGGCACCUGCAGAAUGUCGUUCUCUUCCUUGCUGUACAGCAUGCAUUCCUUUUUUGGUGGUUGCUGGCUGGAGACUGUGUCUAAUGAAGUAGAGAUCAGCACAUGCUAAAACUAUGGCCUCCAUACAUGGAGACUGUCAUGCAGUCAGUAUGAUUUGGUAUAUGUGCUAAUGUUAUGAGUAGAGGAUUACUUCAGUGAACUACUGCUUUUGUAUUUCAGUUAAAAUGAAAACAGUUGAUGGGGGUAUGUAGUGCCCAGCCUAAGGAUAACAGCAACGUAUUUCUAGUUACAUGAUCAUCAAGAUUUAUCAAGUCUGUGUUGCUGUAUAGCCUCUAUUCAAUAACCUUAAAUCUAUUUUUAGGCCUAAAAUUCCCACUUUAAUCCAGAGUAAAAAAUGGUUAUACUGAAGCAUAGAUCUUGCCUGUGUGACUUUAAAGAACUAAUAGAACUGUGUAAACCCUGUUACAUUAUUUUCAUUAAAAAAUGUGAAUGUAUGUGUACCUAUAUAUGUAUAUAUAUAUGGAUAUGUGAAGUAUGGGAGGCCCUGAUUCCCUCCUGACCUUCACAGCACUUUCUUCUGAGAUGCUGGACUUGAGUGCUGCAGGUCUGAGGACAGAGCGCUGUGCGGGUAGAGGCCUUUCAAGGGCAGAGUUUGUCUACUCUCUAACGAGGCAGUUAAUAAAAAGAAACGGUUUUCAAAGAGAGGUUUUAAAAAGGUGUUGUGAAUCUAAUAAAAGGGAAAGUGUCGCU